UCUCAAGAUAGGUGUAAUAGCUUUUUUAAUCUUCCAACAGGUUUUGCCUGCCCACCUAAGAAAAUAAAGCAAUGGAGACUGAACAACAGGAAGAGACCUUCACCAACACAGAGACAAAUGACCUCUCUACAGGCAAACGUCCCGCAGAAGAUAUGGAGGAAGAGCAGGCCUUCAAAAGAUCUCGGAACACAGAUGAGAUGGUUGAAUUACGCAUCCUGCUUCAAAGCAAAAACGCUGGAGCAGUGAUUGGAAAAGGUGGCAAAAAUAUUAAGGCACUUCGUACAGACUACAAUGCCAGUGUUUCAGUCCCAGACAGCAGUGGCCCCGAGCGUAUCUUGAGUAUAAGUGCAGAUAUAGAGACAAUUGGAGAAAUCUUGAAGAAGAUUAUCCCUACUUUAGAAGAGUAUCAACACUACAAAGGCAGCGACUUUGACUGCGAAUUAAGACUUCUCAUUCACCAGAGUUUGGCAGGAGGAAUUAUUGGUGUCAAGGGUGCUAAAAUUAAAGAACUAAGAGAGAACACUCAGACCACCAUUAAGCUCUUCCAAGAGUGUUGUCCUCAUUCUACUGACAGAGUGGUGCUUAUUGGUGGAAAACCUGAUAGAGUCGUUGAAUGUAUCAAGAUUAUUUUGGAUCUUAUAUCUGAGUCUCCAAUUAAAGGACGGGCCCAGCCUUACGAUCCGAAUUUCUAUGAUGAAACCUAUGAUUACGGUGGCUUCACAAUGAUGUUUGAUGAUAGAAGGGGACGUCCAGUAGGCUUUCCGAUGCGUGGAAGAGGAGGUUUUGAUCGAAUGCCCCCUGGUCGUGGUGGACGCCCUAUGCCCCCAUCAAGAAGAGAUUAUGAUGAUAUGAGCCCUCGCAGAGGACCUCCACCACCUCCACCAGGUCGUGGUGGGAGAGGUGGCAGCAGAGCUCGUAAUCUUCCUCUUCCUCCUCCACCACCUCCUCGAGGCGGAGAUCUUAUGUCCUAUGACCGAAGGGGAAGACCAGGAGACCGAUACGAUGGCAUGAUGAUGCAGUGUCAUGUUGAUGCGUGUGAUGACAUGCAGCCACCAGAGUUGUUUGAGGGUGGAUCUGGAUAUGAUUAUUCUUAUGCAGGGGGACGCGGUUCAUAUGGAGAUCUUGGUGGACCCAUCAUCACCACACAAGUAACGAUUCCCAAAGAUUUGGCAGGAUCUAUUAUUGGAAAGGGAGGCCAGAGAAUCAAACAAAUACGUCACGAGUCAGGAGCUUCGAUCAAAAUUGAUGAACCCUUAGAAGGCUCAGAAGAUCGGAUAAUAACUAUUACAGGAACACAGGACCAGAUACAAAAUGCACAGUAUUUACUGCAAAACAGUGUGAAGCAGUAUGCAGAUGUUGAAGGAUUCUAAUGCAAGAUUAUUUUUUCUUUUUUAUAGUGUGAAGCAGUAUUCUGGAAAGUUUUUCUAAGCCUAGUGAAGAACUGAAGGAGUCCUGCACCCUUUUUUUUUUUU
Athene cunicularia (burrowing owl) is the source of this 1472-nucleotide messenger RNA. RefSeq names its product heterogeneous nuclear ribonucleoprotein K (gene HNRNPK). The transcript is spliced from 14 exons. Gene Ontology annotation, biological process: regulation of mRNA splicing, via spliceosome; regulation of transcription by RNA polymerase II. Gene Ontology annotation, cellular component: nucleus; cytoplasm. Gene Ontology annotation, molecular function: mRNA binding. NCBI's taxonomy places the organism in Eukaryota, Metazoa, Chordata, Aves, Strigiformes, Strigidae. The record is from RefSeq and is a predicted model, not a curated record. Bases 72 to 1370 code for a protein of 432 amino acids.